Messenger RNA from Penicillium subrubescens, 2091 nucleotides. RefSeq names its product putative C6 transcription factor. Gene Ontology annotation, biological process: DNA-templated transcription; regulation of DNA-templated transcription. Gene Ontology annotation, molecular function: DNA-binding transcription factor activity, RNA polymerase II-specific; zinc ion binding; DNA binding. The transcript is spliced from 6 exons. The record is from RefSeq and is a predicted model, not a curated record. Gene Ontology annotation, cellular component: nucleus. NCBI's taxonomy places the organism in Eukaryota, Fungi, Ascomycota, Eurotiomycetes, Eurotiales, Aspergillaceae. Bases 1 to 2091 code for a protein of 696 amino acids.
AUGCCACGUGAAGGCACUCGGGGAAGAUUGCGUUCGCACGAGGCCUGUCUGAAUUGCAGGAGGAAGAAGACUCGUUGUCCCGCUGAGAAGCCGGCAUGUUCAAGCUGUGUUCGCCUGAACCAGCAAUGUCUGUACACAGCCGUGCCAAGAGGCUCUCGCAGUGGCCCUUCUGCUGACAGACUGGCUUACCUGGAGGAGAAGGUCAAUCUUAUCUUGAACGGUGGCAGAUCGCUUCCUCAAGACCAGAAUCAUGGUGGAAACAAUGAAUCCGCCGACACUGCGCACUCGGCACCCUCCUGUCCAUCGUCAACCGAUUUUGGGCCCUCUCUCAAUGAUCCAUUUCUCCUUGGAAUGGGAUUUGAAGACUCGAAGAUAAACCCGUCUUCGAGGAUCUCACAGGCAGUAGAUCUUUAUUUUCAAUACUGCCACAGACAGCCAAUUUGGUGUUUUGAUCGCGAAGAAGUCAAGGACACUAGCUACAUCUCAGAAGAGCUGGUCUGCAGCAUUCUUACACUCACUUCACGAUUCUCGCAAGAGCGCAAUGAGCUGCAACAUUACGGUGAUAGCGCUCGGACACUUGUCAUGCUCCGGAUUGCCAAUGGCACUGUGGAGCUUGAAACGAUAGAGAGUCUCUGUUUGCUUUCAUUCUCUUCUUUUCUCGAUGGAAAUAAUCACCUUGGGCGGUUUCACCUGGGUCUAGCCCUCCAGCUUUGUCGCUCUGCAAUGUUGGACCUUCACUCUUCUUACGGCAUUGAAUGUCCGUCUGCUGAACGUAAGAAAAGACUCUUCUGGAGUCUUCAAUGCCUUGAGCAGGUAUAUGGCCAGAUCAACGACAUUCUCGGCGUGCCGGGGGAUGUUCUACGGUCCUUUUACGUUUCAACGAGUGACGAACGGGGGCUCAAGAACCUAGACACAAGCCCUCCACCAUUACCAAAUGAUGACCUUGGAUGCACGAGCUCCGCGGACCUUGGCAUAUGGAAUUUGGCGCUACAUUUUGGGUGGGUCUGGAGCAGGGUGAGAUCAUACGUUUUUGAUUGCGCUCAAAGCCGCUUGAAAGAGCCCUGGAGGCAUGACUCGAUGUACGCGAUGAUACUCUCGGACCUAACCGAGCUUGAGAACAAGCUUUCACCUUGCCAUCGAUAUGACUCGGUUAAGUUUUACGAGCGAAGAGCAGAGGAGCUCAGGAUUAAUCGGGAAUAUUGGACCCCGUGGCUCAAGUUGCAAUUCACCUAUCACUCCAUCUUGACAGUCCUCAAUCAUCCCUUCCUCUACAUUGUGGCAUCUCAAUACAACCACAACUUGACGAUCCCAAACACCUUCUGGAGGAGAUCGUCUGAGCUGGUCCUCCUGCAUGCUACUUGGGUUGUUCGACUUAUCGACAUGGUGUCUGAAAAGAAGAUGCGACUAAUCGAUCCAUUUUUUGGCCACGCAGCCGCAAUUGCCGCCACGGUGCAUCUUUACUAUUGUUGUGCCAAAGAUCCAAGAUUGAAGUACAAAUCAAAAACAGACUUUGCAAAAUGCAGAAAGUUUUUGAAGAGCUUUGUAUCUUUCUCCCCCGCCUGUGAAAAAUUGAACCACACACUAGACAAAAUGACUCGCAUCGCAUCCGGCUCAGAAAAGGUGGACUUUGAUUGGGAGCCAUCAAAGAUCCAUCUCAGUAUUCCCCUGAUGUGGGAUCUUCUGCAAAUAAACUGCACCCCAACGUCACAAGAAACAUCGGCUGCUGGCUUGUUGCACCCUUCACUCAGCCCUGCCGUCUUUCCAGAGGAAGUGGAAAAUUCGUCAUCCACUCUUGAGAUUAUCGUCGCAAUGUCCCCAGACAUCACUGUCAAUACUGCUGAUGGAGGAUCCGCCGCCCAUCUACCACCUACUCUACCACCACGCGUUGCUACGGCACCUGCAUCCCCGGCAAGUACAACAAUGGGAGAGAAACUCGUUGCACCCGCCGACAGUCUGAUGGCCAAUACCCCAUGGCUCUGGACUGAGCCUCCACAAUUCAUUGAUAUGGAUAAUCUUGGUUAUCCCGAGUCAGAGUCCACCAUGGGCAAUGUCGACGGAUUUUCCACUUGGUGGGAUUUUGGAAACUUAUAA